Messenger RNA from Oncorhynchus kisutch (coho salmon), 4632 nucleotides. RefSeq names its product ubiquitin-conjugating enzyme E2 H. NCBI's taxonomy places the organism in Eukaryota, Metazoa, Chordata, Actinopteri, Salmoniformes, Salmonidae. The transcript has 6 exons. The coding region runs from base 805 to 1422 and encodes 205 amino acids. The record is from RefSeq and is a predicted model, not a curated record.
UGUGAUCACAUGAUUUCUGUUCAUGCAGUCCACACACAGGCACAAGUCAGAUAAUUUAUAUCACCAUAAUGCAACACACUUUGAAAGGCGUAACAAAAGUAAUCUGCUCAAACGCGCCCAAAGCUUCAGGACAGGACAGAAACGAACUAGGUAGAGAGAGCGACAUACGUUAGCUACUGUUGAGAGAAAGUGCAGAUUUAGAUCGAUGGACAAACGUGAAAGGGAUACGGUAUAUUUGAAGUAUUGAGCUAGCAUCGGAUUUAACGUUAUUACGUUGACACUUCUCAAAGGAAUACAACAAUGUCGUCGCCAAGUCCAGGCAAGAGGCGAAUGGAUACCGACGUGGUAAAACUCAUCGAGAGCAAGCAUGAGGUCACCAUCCUCAGUGGACUCAACGAAUUUGUGGUCAAGUUCUACGGCCCACAAGGAAGUAAGUAGCCUUGAGCCAGAACGGCUCAUAGGGCAGGAGUCUCCUGUUUCUGUAGCACGAGGCAGCUUAAUGUACAAGUACACCCCCUGGACCGGAUCUAUCGCAGGGCAAUACCCCCAUAAUGCUGAGGGCCAAGCAGAGAUGCAUCAGGUCCCAUUUUUUUAUAGUCUUCAGUAUCCCGGGGCAGUAGGUAGCCUAGUGGUUAGAGCAUUGAGCCAGUAACCGAAAGGUUGCUGGAUAGAAUCCUGAGCUGACGAGGUACGAAUCUGUCGUUCUUCCCCUGAACAAGGCACUGUUCCCUGGUAGGCCGUCAUUGUAAAUAAAAAUGUGUUCUUAACUGACUUGCCUAGUUAAAUAAAGGUUAAAUAAAAUGAAUGACUCAGCUAGGGAUUGAACUCACAACCUUCAAAUCUCAGGGUGGACACAAGGCCACUAAUAUGGUAAGUAAGUGUUUUCAUAAACAUCCUCACUGGCUAAUUGUGUCAAUGCCAGAUCUGUAUGUCUUCCUCCCAGUGUGUGAACAUGCGGUUGUAUGUGCAGGUGUGUGUGUUUCUAAUCAAAUGUUGUUUUUAGCACCGUAUGAAGGAGGUGUAUGGAAGGUACGAGUAGACCUACCUGACAAAUACCCCUUCAAGUCUCCAUCUAUAGGAUUCAUGAAUAAAAUCUUUCAUCCCAAUAUUGAUGAAGCGUCAGGUACAGUGUGUCUAGAUGUCAUCAACCAGACAUGGACAGCCCUGUAUGACCUGACCAACAUCUUCGAGGCGUUCCUGCCCCAGCUGCUGGCCUACCCCAACCCCAUCGAUCCUCUCAACGGAGACGCUGCUGCCAUGUACCUGCACCGACCAGAGGACUACAAACACAAGAUCAAAGAGUAUCUCCAGAAGUAUGCGACAGAGGAGGCUCUAAAGGAGCAGGAGGAGGGAGGCGACUCCUCAUCUGAGAGUUCCAUGUCAGACUUCUCCGAGGAUGAGGCUCAGGACAUGGAGUUGUAGUGAAGGGGAGACAACCCCCACUCCCCUCACACACACAGACUAUAAUUUCCUAAAGAGCAGAAAGACUAUUAUAUACAUAUAAACAUGGCAAUUUUUUUAUUACUAACCAAGGAUUUUUAUAGAUUAAAUGUAUGAGAAGCGGCGGUGUGAAAUGUUAAAAUGUCACCCUCGUCUAGAUAUUCUUUAUAACUCUGUCAUAGUCCCCCUCUACCACCACCAUAACCACAUUAUUACCCCCUCUUACCCAGAAAGGAGUGCAGCAUUCCCAGGAUCCUAAAUUCCCUCUGCUGUGGUCUGGGUCGUAUUGUCAUCGACCGUUGACCCACUAUCCGUGGGGUAGGCAGAAAGCGGAUUUUUCAGUUUUUCAGGGAUACAAUAUUUUCAACAUAACUUCCGUUUCCCCUUAAAAUUGGAUGUGGGGACUCAGCUCAGGCACCUGCUACAUUAGGUUACCUUUGACCCAACCCUGAUAGAACUGAUGGGUUGAGACCAGAGAGCAGUGCACCAUGGGAAGACAAGAGUGUCAGACUGUCAUUGUCAUGACGGAGACAGGGAUGGAAUGUUUAUACUCAGUAACCCGGCCACCCCCCACUCUAGUUUGAUUUUUAAUUCUCAGAAUUGUUCUAUAUUUGAUUAAGUGUGUGAAUCACUUUUAUGACAGGCACAGCUUUUUACCCUCCCCUUGCUCUCAGAGAAGCUCUCUGGCUCUAGUGCACGGCCCACUGUUUCUGGAGUCAUUACCACAAUAAGGAAUCGCACUUUGAGAUGCAAUUUCACUUGUUGACUUUCUACAUUUUGGGGGUUGGAAGCUACCGUCAGGACCACCACAUGAUCACUCCUUCCCAAGGAUCAGUUAGUGGGUUUCAUCCAGACCUAUCCAAUAUGGCUGCCAUUGACCUCUCUGUCAGGCCUCACCCCAGAGGCCAGUAUAUCCUAUCCAACCACCACACCCUGUUUGUCAUAGAAACUGUUCUGUAAACAAGCCUUUUACCCUGUAGUCAGGAGCACCAGCGCACCAACCAAGAGACACCUUACCACACCAGAGUUGAAAGGGGUGUUGAAGGUGGACUGAACAUCAUUUAUUUUCUCUUUCUUUUUUCUCCUCUCUGCUCAGUGACUCAUUCAGAGGCUUGCUACUUGUUGUUUUCACAAAGGGAGGGUAGGAGUUCUCUGAUGUGUCUGUGUGAGAGAGAACCAAUCUUAUGUUUUCAGACCCAACUGACCCCAAUGGAAGCGAACCAGACUACUGGAGCCAUAGUAGUUUGUCAUCCUCGGUGACAACCCUAACACACAACACAACAUGAAACAACACACUGUUGUCGCUCUGGAGGAAAGAACAACAGAGACUAACUACUGUCAUUCCAGGAGCUGUCUGUCACUAAUCAAACUCACAUAAUCAUGCACCAGUCACUCCUUUAGCUCUCCUCUUCCUCCUAGUUAUCCUCUUCAUCCGCUUUCUCCUCCUCUCCGUUUUAGGAAAGUGUUUGUGAUUCUCCAAGCAUCCUUUGGUACCUUGUGACAUGAUACAGAAGUGAAGUUGUGUAGGACAUUGAGUUUAUAUGCUGUAGAAAAAGAGAAAAGACACCUCUUAUGUGAUGGAUGGGUUUCUAUCUAGAUGUCAGCAGUGUCCAGUCGUAUCCACACUGAGGGCCAGUAUAUGGCCAGGUUUCAUUCCUUCCAAGCACUGUUUGGAUUUCUGCCUUCAUAGAAGACUAUUAUUAGUUGAAUCAGGUGUGUUAGUGCUUGGUUGAAACAGAAGCCUGGAGCCAUUCGACUGGCCCUCUGUAGAUAAGACUGGACAGUCCUGAUCUAGGUGUUGGAUUGAGUAGUUGUGUGGGGAAGGGCAGGGCUGGGAGGUUGGAAGGCUACCUUGGGACGUGUUGGAUGGAAUAGGGAGUGACAUGGGGUGGGAUGGGGAAGGAACAAACCAGGUCCUUGUUGCCUCUUGCUUAUGUUAAACUAUAAUAUGUGUAGUUUAGGGCUUGUUAGUGUGCUGGGUGGUGAGUAAUAUUAUAAUCUAUAGUUUUAUUUCUUCUAUAUCAAGCUAGUUUCAAAGCUUAUCAUCCUGUAAAGGUGAACAGAUAAAUACAUUUUGUUUUAAUUUGAGUUGACUUAUUUUUUUCUCCUGGUUUGAAUCUGAUCCUCCAAAGACAUGUUGCAUCCCUGUCUCCUCUCCCUUAUGAAAAUACCCCCCUCUGUCUGUAUUCUCAGUUCAGUGUGCAGGUGGACUCAUCUAGCCUGGGUGUCUAGCUGUCUGCUGUAGCCAACUCCUUUGUCGUUGUUCUUAUGUAAAUUUGGUCUAAAGCAGAAAUCACUGUCUGAUAUCCAGGCUAGAUGAGUGCACCUACAUACUCAGACUGGCUAGCAGACAGUGUUUUUGGUUUUCUGCCUCUGUGAUCACUAACUCAGGAGCAGCACAUUGGGAGUGCUCCAGGAUUUUUCUCUCUUACUAUUGUCAUCAUUAAAAGGCUCCUCAUCAACCUACACAGGGUGUCCCAUUCCUGCCACAGUAAACUAUAUGUGCCCAAACCUAUCCCAAUGUGCCCAAUUCUAUAUCAUAUCCUAUCCUCAUCUGUGUGCUUAGUUAUAUAAUAUCCUAUAGGUCACAUUCUGAUUGUUUCAGAUAGAAAUUGGUCAUGGUUGUCUAUUCCAAACGGGAGGAUCUUGUCCAUUCUGUACAUGACAGAUCUAUUUAUGAUUUUCUUAACAUUGUGCAUCAAUUCAAUAUGCUAUUAGUGAUGUAAGUGAAAGGUCUAGGUCCUAGACUGAAGGAGCUGGUUGCAUAUUUACUGGUUUAAUGACGGGGACUCUUUGCACUAAGCAGAUGUCAGAAUGCUUCAAAACACUGUCAUAACAUGUGAUAAGACUGACAUAAGCCUGUUACAGAAGUGUACUGGCCACUGUCUUGGGUCAGAUGAGAAGAGAUGUAUUUCUUUAAGAGAACCAAUCUCUUUCAUUGGGGACAUCCUAGUCAUAAACAUUAGAAUUGAAUCACAAUUGAGUUAAUCCCUUUGUUUUUCUUUUCACAAAAUGCAACAACUGUAAAAUGUAUAAUGUUGACAAUUAAUAUUUAACGUAUUAGGGUUCAGGGUUGAAGUUACAGAAAACAUACCGAACCCCCACCUCAUCCCUACAUUCUGAUGCUAUUGUUGCUACUUGUCUGUAAUUUGUAUUUUGCCUCCAUUAAACUAAGAACAGGAGAGUCAAAGA